Penicillium vulpinum is the source of this 951-nucleotide messenger RNA. Its product is annotated as transcriptional regulator family: HMG. The coding region runs from base 1 to 951 and encodes 316 amino acids. The record is from RefSeq and is a predicted model, not a curated record. The transcript has 4 exons. Lineage: Eukaryota; Fungi; Ascomycota; Eurotiomycetes; Eurotiales; Aspergillaceae.
AUGCCAUGUGAUGAGCUAGUCCCGAUGCGGAUAGUCGGCAGCUCGGGGGGCUUGCGCACCCUGCACCGCGGUUCUCUCCCUCGCCGUACUGGCGUGAUCGACCUGCAGAACCAGCUUAGUCGCGUCUGUCUGGCAGCCAACUCUGGUCUGGCGCGCCCGCAAAUCCAACCCAUUUCCUCCCCCCAAUCGCCAUUCCAAUCAAAUUCGUUCGCGACUGCUUCUAUCGCUCCCAAGGCGAGCAAGACACCCAAGGCGAAGAGCUCUAAGAACGCCCACAAUGAAUCGAAGAAGAACAAGAAGCCCAUGAGUGAGAAACAGCAGGAAGCUCAGAGGCUCAAGAAACUCAGAGCUCAAAUCACAGAGCUCAAGGCGACUGCCCUGCUCGAGCCGCCUAAGAGGCUAGUCGUCAGUGCCUUUGGUCUUGCUAUGGCUGAGAAGCUGCGCGAGAUCAAAGGUCAAUACAAGAUCCAGGAAGCAUUUAUACUUGCUAUAGAGCAUGGCAAAUCCCUCAGCGGCCUUGAGAGGGAGAGAUUCCAAUCUCAAGCUGAUGCGAAUAAAGUUGCUAAUACCGCUGCCCACGAUGCAUGGAUCAGGUCACACACACCUCUUCAGAUCAAGGAGGCCAACUCCGCCCGUUCAAACCUUUCGCGUCUUAGUAACAAGAGCUACCCUUCCCUCAAAGACGACCGCCUGCCCAAGUCACCCAAGUCUGCCUACAUGUUUUACGUGAUAGACCGCCUCGGUGCCGAGAACUACCAUGGAAAGCCCGGCACAGAGACCUUCAAAUACAUUGGGGAGGAAUGGGCUCAACUACCCCAAUCGGAGAAAGAUCGCUACGAACAAUUGCACGUCGAAGAUCGCCAACGGUAUGAGAGAGAGCACCUGAAGGCGUAUGGAGUCCCAGCGCAGGCAGUCAGGAUCACUGCGGGUAAAUCGGAAGACUCCAUUUGA